Messenger RNA from Miscanthus lutarioriparius, 660 nucleotides. The record is from the annotation of a GenBank genome assembly. Lineage: Eukaryota; Viridiplantae; Streptophyta; Magnoliopsida; Poales; Poaceae.
AUGGAGGGGGCUCCGGACCUGGCCUCUUGCAACGCCCUGCUCCACGCGCUAUGCCACGCCGGGGACCUAGACGCUGCGGGGGACUUCUUUGAGCGGAUGGCGGCAAGGGACCCCGUGUCGUGGACGACGCUCGUGUCUGGGCUGUUGCGGGGUGGACGCCACCGGUUCGCUCUCCAGGUGUUCAGGAGAUUUUUGCUGUGUAACUUGGGGCGACGGCUCGAGGAGCCUACGUUGGUCUGCGUGCUCUCAGCCUGUGCCAACCUUGAUGGUGUUGAGGGGCUCACGGAGGGCAUGGCCGUCCAUGCAUACCUUGUCCGCCAUGAGGUUGAGCUCACUGCGUUCCUUGGCAUUGCCCUGGUUGACAUGUAUGGGAGGCUUGGCUGCUCUAGGACUAGGAGUGCUUUUGAGGUCGUUUGCCGCAACGAGUUUUUCACGUGGAAUGCGCUGUUGUCAGCAUUGGCUAAUCAUGGGAAGGAGACUGAAGCGCUGGUGAAGUUCGACAUGAUGAGGGGUGAAGGCUUGUUGCCAAAUCAGAUAACCUUUCUUGCUCUGCUGGCGGCUUGUGCUCGUGCAGGAUUGGUGGAGGUUGGGUUAUACUGGUUCGAGGCAAUGGUUGCUGAAUACAAGGUGGCACCAUUGAUGAUUAAUGCGGACGAUUAG